AUGUGGGGUCGUGUUGAAGAAGCCUUGCAUACAAUGCUAACUGAUAUGAGUGACGAACCAGCUCUGUUUUGUCGAGAUGCACCACCGGUAUUCAAUGAUGGAAAAGGUGAAGGUGUUGAUUCAGCCUUGGAAGAUAUACAGUACAAGGGGGACAAACUAUUUGUUGGACGGGUUUUCAAGAACAAAGCCGACUGCAAGAUAAAGCUUGCAAUACACGCUAUUAAUCAAAAAUUCCAUUUCAUGACCAGUCAGUCAACACCCAAGUUCAUGGUGCUUAAAUGCAUUUCGAAAACGUGUCCAUGGCGUGUUUAUGCAGUCAAAGUUGAUACGGCUGACCAUUUCCAGGUGCGACAGGCUAAUCAAAAGCAUACAUCGACAUUUUGUUGGCAUCAAGAGAGGGCCCCAUGCUGCCGCGAUUCGAAAAAUCCUACUAUCAGCAUCUCCUACUGGAAAGCUUGGCGUGCUAGGGAAGUUGCAAUGGAGCUCUCGUUAGGUUCAAUCGCGGGUAGCUACGCUCUACUUCCAGCAUACAUUGGCCUCCUCCAGCAAACAAAUCCUGGCUCUCUAUGCUUCACAGAGCAUGUUGAUGAUCCUGACGGUGCGAUGCGAUUUAAAUAUCAAUUCAUAGCAUAUGGAGCUUCCGUCAAGGGUUACAAACACAUCAGGAAAGUCGUGGUUAUCGAUGCAUUUGCUAUUGUCGACAGCGAAAAUGAUGAUGCUUGGGAGUGGUUCUUUAGACACCUCUCUGCUUUCAUCCUUGAUACAAUCGAGCUGGUCUUCAUAUCCGAUCGGCAUGCAAGCAUCUAUACGGGGUUGCGAAAGGUUUACACAGAAGCCCAUCACGCAGCUUGUACUGUGCAUUUGUGGCGCAAUAUACGACACUUGUACAAGCCACAAACAUUAGCCGGGUUAAAGUCUGCUGCAGCAAGGGCAUACCAUGUAGAUGAAUUUAACAAAAAGUUCUUAGAAAUCCAGCGGGUCAAUCCUGGGUGUGCUGCAUAUCUUGUGGAUAUUGGUUUCUCACACUGGACAAGAGUCCAUUCAAAGGAAGAGAACUUUGAGAGUGCUAUGUCAAUGGCGGUGAGGCCAAUCAGUGACUUUGAGUUCCAGGUGCAGAUCAGUUCUGGUGAAUGUUUCACCAUCAAUCUGGUGGAGGGUACUUGUUCGUGUAACGAGUUCCAGUCUUUAAACAUCCCUUGUGCUCACGCAGUCGCAGCAGCUACACCGCUUGGGAUUUCAAUUGAUACGUUCGUAGAUGUUGCAUACUAUGAGGAGACAAUAAGGCAUUCAUAUGCAGAGAGGGUGUAUCCCAUUCCUUCAGUUAGUGGAAAAUCAUCUGUAGGAUCAACUUCUGGUACAAGGGGUGACCUCAAUCCACCAUUUGCCCGGCGACCACCCGAGAGACCCAAAAUAAUUAGGAUUUUGUCACGUGGGGAGUUCAAGAGGCCUCGCCGUAAAUCAACAAGGAAAUGCUCUCGUUGCUGCCAUACAGGGCACAACAAAGCAUCUUGCAAAAACGCCAUCUAA
Messenger RNA from Camelina sativa (false flax), 1527 nucleotides. NCBI's taxonomy places the organism in Eukaryota, Viridiplantae, Streptophyta, Magnoliopsida, Brassicales, Brassicaceae. The record is from RefSeq and is a predicted model, not a curated record.